This is a messenger RNA of Temnothorax curvispinosus, 3487 nucleotides long. RefSeq names its product cyclic AMP-responsive element-binding protein 1 (gene CrebB). The transcript has 8 exons. Gene Ontology annotation, molecular function: protein binding; RNA polymerase II cis-regulatory region sequence-specific DNA binding; DNA-binding transcription factor activity, RNA polymerase II-specific. Gene Ontology annotation, biological process: regulation of transcription by RNA polymerase II. NCBI's taxonomy places the organism in Eukaryota, Metazoa, Arthropoda, Insecta, Hymenoptera, Formicidae. Bases 286 to 1200 code for a protein of 304 amino acids. The record is from RefSeq and is a predicted model, not a curated record. Gene Ontology annotation, cellular component: transcription regulator complex; nucleus.
UCGCGUCGCCGCCGGGUUCGCGCGCGCGAGACGGAGAUACGGGAAAACGCGCGCGUCCACCUCGUCAUCGUCGUCGCCGCCGCCGUCGUCGCGCUACGCUCUCUCCCUCGCGACGCACAACGCUGAUCGUUCUCCAUCGCUCGUCCGCCGUGCUACUCCGCUCCGCUCAACGUGUGGGAUCGCCGCGCGAAAUAUGGCGACCCGACGGCCGCGCGGGAGUGAGACCGCGCGCGUCCGCGUUACUCAUCCGACGGCGGGCACGAGAGCUCGCGAGGUAGCCGGGCUAUGGAAAGUAUGGUCGAGGAAAAUGGAUCAGCCGUCGAUCCGUUGUCCCAGGGCUCCCAGAGCGGCGACGCAGCACCAGCAAUCGCAACCUCGGUACAAUCUCUCGAUAGAACGCAUCAGCAGCAAACUCAUCACCUGGUAGCUUCUACCAGCAUUGUGCAACUGACGCUACCCUCGUCGGGAACAACACAGGUGCAAUCGGUCAUACAACCCAAUCAACAGUCCGUGAUACAAACCGCCACGAACAUACAGCCCGUCACCCUCUCCAAAGGGAACGUUAUCCUGGUUAGCAAACCCAACUCCGUUAUACAAACUGCGCAAGGCAGUUUGCAGACGCUUCAGGUCGUUGAAACUGGCAGCGACGACAGUUUCUCAGACGAGGAUUCACCCAAGAAGAGGAAUAUUCUAACCAGACGACCGUCUUACAGAAAGAUUCUCAACGAUUUAGGUGGAGGGGAAAUUACAGACGGUCGUUUGCCCCCCUUAGAAUCAUCCUCCGAGUGUGAUUCUAACGUGGACAGUGAAGUGUCUUCCCAUUCGCUCCAUUACCAAACAGUAAUUCCUGCCGGUACUAUUCAAAUUGCGACCCAAGGGGAGGGUGUUCCGGGGCUUCACACGUUAACUAUGAGCAAUGCGGCGACAGCGGGUGGAGCUAUAGUGCAGUAUGCACAGGGCCAGGACACUCAAUUUUUUGUCCCAGCUUAUGCAGGCCACGGGGUUGUAGUUGAGGAUGCGGCACGAAAGAGAGAGCUGAGGUUGCUUAAGAACAGAGAGGCGGCGCGUGAAUGUAGAAGAAAGAAGAAGGAAUAUAUAAAGUGCUUAGAAAAUCGUGUUGCGGUGCUGGAGAACAGAAAUCAGACGCUAAUCGACGAACUGAAGUCGUUAAAAGAAUUAUAUCAGCAGAAAACCGACUGAGAUUGGUGUUUAAAGCCUGCGCGACAGUGUAUCAAAACUAUUAUCCAGUCGAUGAACCUGUACAUGUCUUGUUUGUGUACAUUAUCCUAAAUGUUGCUAGGGGUAAGCGAUGGUGAUGUACAUGCAUUCUUAUAGAUAUUUCUCUGUAACAUACUGUAUUUAAGUACGAAAUACGAAGGCUUGUGAAACUUGCUGUUACUAAAGCGGGAAGCCAAAGUUAUAUGAGACACGGAGGCAGCAAACACGUAGGCAAUAUAUCAGUCUCUAUUUUGGAUAAACACAGCGCGCGGUUCACUCGAAGUUGAAUUCGCGUACUCGAAAUUUCGAUCUUACGGACUAUGGAACAGUUAGAUUACCUACGAUAAUAACUGACAAAUGAUAUUCGUGUUUGUUUAGCAUCAUUGUCUACCGACCGUUUAUAAUAGAUGAAAGCGUGUCCUGCUCCGUUAUGACACGUUACAGUUUAUUUCUCUAUAGUGUAUAGAAAAGAUAUAUAUAUAUAUAUAUAUAUGGAAGCGUUUGUGUGCUAGAAAUAGCGUUUCGGCUAUCUGCGUGAAAAUUCUUAUGUAAAUAUUUCCACAAAACGUGCCGUGGCUUACAAUUGCGUAACAGACAAUGUUCGAGAUAUUUGUGAUAGAUUUACAAACAUUUGUUGAUAAAUAGAUUGAAGAAAAUUGAAAUAUCUCUUUCGUAUCCUCAUCGUUUAAGAAAAUAAUUUGGCUAUAAAAAGACUAAAUUAUUUUUCAAAAAAAGCUUAAUUUUUUCUGUGGCAACCAUUUUGCAAUGUUAUAUUGCUAUAUAUAUUUGGUGCAAUCAGAUUUGAUAUUUCUAUAAUAAUUUGAGAUCGACUAUAUAACAUGAUGAUGUAAUCAUUUCACAACGUAAGGAAAUGGACAAAAAUGAUCUACUUGCUGAGCGUUACAAUACCAUUUCCUUUUGACAUAAAUAAUACGAACGGUUUUCUGUGCGUGUAAAAAUCGUGCCAUGGCAAGACGCGCUUCCAUCUACCGUAAAUAGGUCUUAAUAUAUGAUCUGUCGCAAAAUAAAACCAUAGGUCGAUGAACAUCUGUUUUCUGUUGCUGAACUGGCUGCGCUAGUUCAGAGUUCAUCUUUUUCCUUCCAAUGUGGAGUAAAAGAGAUAAACUCGAAACUAGUGCAGUCAGUUUAACAAUAGAAAACAGACCCCAUAUAUGUCUAGUUUCACAAAAAAAUUGAAAAUUAUGCUUGAAAAGGAAUGCUUCUAAUGAAGUCCGCUUUAAAAUGGAAUGCUUUAUAAAAGAAUCUUGGCAUCGACGUAGGAAAAAUUGUAAAAGUAGUUAUACGAGACAUUUGAGUGAUAUAAGGAAAAAAAAGAAGAUAUCUCUCGUUCUCAUAAUGCCUGCAUCGCCUUUUUCGUUUGCUGUAUAAACGUGCGUGAAGAGCGGUAUUACGUCGCUUUUAAAACGAGUAAAGUGUAAUCCUGUUUUAUCGUCUCGUCAGAAUGCCCCGUUCAUUAAACGCUGAACAACACAACUUGUAAAAUAUGAAUGUAAUAUACAUCUGGAGUGCCUUGAAGAUUUACGAUACUUGUGAUAUACAUAUACAUAUGUUGGAUACAAAAGAAGAAACGCGCAACAUAUGCAUAUGUAUGUAUAUACGUAUGAAGGAAAUUAUGUUGUAGGUAAAUAUGGGUAGAUAUAUAUAUAUUAUAUAUGAUAUUUUUAAAGUAUAUUAUUAAUAUAGUUUUAUGUACUUGACACACGCAACUCUAUCACGAGAAUUGUAUUAUUUUUUGGAAACUCGUGUUCCCACGUAAUCUCAUUAUCGUCGAGUCGAAAACCAAUUAAUGACACAUUACUGACAAUGCGCAAUGUAUUGUGAACGAUACGCGUGGUUUGACCAUGAAGAGGUAGCGUUAAAGAUCCAAAUAAAGAACAUAAUUUUUUUAACAAAUGUCGUUGCAGUUGAUGACGUGUUGUGAGUUUUAGUUGUUAUUUUAUGGGCGCAAUCUCUUAAAUUCAUCGUAUGGCGUGUCAUCGCAAAAAAAAAAAAAAAAAGAUAUGCCCACCGACACGUUUCUUAAUACAUACAAUGAUACGAAAAUUGUUUAUAACAAAGUAGUACGUACCCAGAAAUUCGACGCCGGACGCAUCGUUUAGAAUUUCGUAUUUUAUCGGUCCAUCUUGAUUCUUCGUAGUUUUGUAAUGCUAACGAACAUUGUCAAUUUAUGAAACAAUGCUUAAAAAAAAGAAGAAAAGAAAACAGAAUGAAAGAAUCACUAUAGAUAAUAAAUGUGCCGUAUCCUUUA